Molecule: messenger RNA, 1283 nt
Organism: Ostrea edulis (European flat oyster)
Lineage: Eukaryota; Metazoa; Mollusca; Bivalvia; Ostreida; Ostreidae
Exons: 7
Coding region: 37-1020 (327 amino acids)
Source: RefSeq, a predicted model, not a curated record
UUGUGUUAUGUCAACACUUUUUGCCUGUGUGGAAACAUGGAUAGAUUGGUCGUACUAUACAGUAGAAUCCUUUCGCUUGCCAUUUUCUGGGCGAUUGUCGAAGGCCAAGGACAGACUAGUCCGAUACUGCAUUGUUUGUACUGUUCCAACGUGGCACUGUCAAAUUUAAACAGAUGCGUUACUCUGACAGAAUGUGCAGAUGAGUGCUACACAGACACACAGGUGCAGUCAGAUGGAUCGUGGAUAAAGCAAUUCGGUUGUGCAAAGAAAACGGCUUGUGUGUCAUCGCAGGGUGUUGUAGGAAAACGAGAACUAUCAUCUGCAAGGAGGGAAUUUUGUAAAAAGGAAAUAUGCAAUACAGAUGUGAAGCACUUUCAAGCACCUUCAGCCACUCCUUGUGGUGACGUUUCCGCCAACGACUGUCGUGACCCCACUGCACUGGCGUCAAUAUGCAGUGAUUGUGAUCUAGCGCAAUACUGUAGAAAGUCAUGUGGACUGUGCCGAGAUCAUGGUAAUACUUGGUACGAAAAUGUCGUCUUAUUCGACUACGACCCAGUUCAUAAGACAUGCCGCCACAGUGCGUCUGUUAAUCCGUCUAUCUGUAAGAGUGUGACGGAGCAGUAUAACAGGGUAGUUCCCGUGAUCAACAACAACACUACCUUAAAUGCAGCGCACGCUAAACAUGAUUAUCUCAUUCUAGCUCAACCCGACAGCUACCUCAACCUCCAUUUCAGAACAAACGGAGAACCACUCACUAACCUACAAAUUAGCGGCUGCAAAACCACUGGUUUGGGAAGAGUCGAUAUUCUACUAAAUAACAAUACUAUCGUGGAAUCAUACAACCAAACCAGUAAAUGGGAUUUGGGCUGGCAAAUUCACAAACUUCACACGAACCAGUACCUCAACGUACAAGAUUAUAACCUACACAUACGGAAAGAUGCCACGUCUAUCAGUUAUGGUCAUUACUGGUUGAGUCGUAUUCGAUUGGAAAGCGUUGUCGUCCACCACAGCCAUCAUUAAUGUGUCAAGCAUAUGCGGAAACAAUUGAUAUAAAUCAUCUCUCUAAUUGGCUAAUCCAGAAACAGUGAUUCGUCGUGCAUGCUAGUUACAUGUACCAUCAAUUUUCUAUUAAUGCAUGGGGUCCAAUGAUUAAGGUGUUUUCUUUUCCUUUUAUUUAAACCUUGAAAAAAAAAUUCUAAAUCAUAUUGCUGGCUUCAUAUACACAGGUGAAACAAGCCAAAUGAAAUAUAGAUUCAAUAAAUUGCUUUGUUCUUUAAUCAAAA